CUCCUCACUUAGCUAGUGCGCGUGAGACCAAAAGUAACGGUUUGAACGACAAGUCGGCAAGAUAGCCAACCCUUUUAAGAGGAAUAACAGAUACAAAGUAUCUAUAACAUGCCUAGAUCGUUCUUGGUUAAGAACAAGAGGACCCUAAAAGCUCCCAAUGGCAGUGAGGACCAAGUAUUCCAGCCUGAAGAUGAUGAGGGAUGCACACAAGAAAAGAGAAGCAAAGACUCUAUCAGUAGUGAUUCUACUAGUGAAGACAAUGAACAAAGUUCUGGAAUGACCUCACCAAAACUCUUCAAAGAUGAUGAGAUUCUUCCUCCCAGUAAGACAAACAUGCAUGAGUUUUUCCGCCGACUCAAAGARAAACUAUCACUUAAUGUCGAUGGGGAAGAAGAUGGCUUAAGAGAGUGUAAAGACACUGAAAUGACGGCGAGGAAAGGUAUUCUCAAUGAAGACGGUGAGUCUUCAAGACUAACUGAAGAUUUCCUAAAGGAAAUGUUAAAAGGAACAAAUGAAAAAUACCAAGUUUCUAAAGAAAAGAAUUCACGCGGAGAAAGUGAUAAAAUAAAUGAAAGUACAAAGAAUUUAGAACCACUCCCUAAUACCAGCAAAGAUGUGUUCACAGGAACAGCAAGAGGAAAUUGCUGGCAAAGGUCUUCUUCAUCGGACGAAAUCGAGUUGGAUGAAAAUAAUUUAGUUUCAAGUAAUAACAAUAGCGAGUCAGUUAAUGAAGAAACGAGGCAAAUACCCCCUGAAAUUCCUAGGGAUUUUGAAUCACAAUUUAAAAUGGUAAAAUCCUUGAGUUGCUCAAGCGUCGUGAAAUCACCGCUCAGAGAUGUAAUAGACGAGCCUUCAUUGGAUCAAAGUGUUAAAGAAGAUUCUACGGGAAAUCCCAGAAAUAUUGAAAACGAAGGUAAAGACACAGAGGACAUAAGGCGGAAGAGUGAAACCGAUUCUGCAGGAAUCCCGAAGGACGCGUCUAAAGUUUCUGCAAGCGCGCCAAGGGACCUUGUUGGAGAAUAUGCUGGUAUCUCGAGAGACAUUGUUAGAAAUCACGUGGACAAACCAAGAGACGCUGUUAUAGAUUGCCCGAAUAAUCCAAAGGAGACUUCCAGACAUUCUACAGGCAUCUCUAGAGAAACAAUGGAAGAUUCUGCGGGUGUCCCGAGGGUGACUACAGCAGAUUCUGCGGGCAUCCCGAGCGCAGUUUCACCUCCUGCCCUUCUCUCAGUCUCAGAAAGAAAAUAUGGGCGCCACGAUAGCAGCGCGUUCUCUUCCCGUCAAGACAUCGAAUUAAAGCAACACACUUACAACAAAUCAAGACAUGAGGGAAUGGACUGGGACCAGAGACACAUGGACCGACAAAUACACGGUAAUGACAUCAUAAUGAAGGAUAAACCGAUUAAUCUGCCUGGACGAAUUAUUUAUGAAGAUGACAUCAUCAAGUCCCCGACUAUACAUCCAGCGCUGAAUCGAAAUGUUGAUCCCUUUUUCGGACGACUAACGCCUGUCGUAAACCCAUGCUACCAAGAAGUGCACCCUUUGACGUCGCCGGUUUUUCCAACCAAUCAGAUGCCAGAAUUGAACCAUUUGCCAUCAAUACCCACAAUGCAUCGCAGCGUGACAGAUCCUGAACUAGUUCGUUACUUAAUGCUUCAAAAUGGCGCUAUGAAAGAACCAAUGAAACCAUACCAAUGGUACAACCAUGAUACAUAUGAAAGAAGUGCAUAUCCCGCGGGAUGGGACCCGUAUCUCGGGUCGAGGGGAUUCUUAUCACCAUCGCAGGUUUAUAAAGAGGGUAAGAACGCUCAGGAAGGUUUCAAUGGUACGCGAUACAAAUGUGGGUUGUGCGGAGCAUCAUUCUCUCUCCAGAGACUUUUAAACCGACACAUGAAGACCCAUUCGUUCUACAAGCGAUAUCACUGUCAGUUUUGUGGCAAAGGAUUCAACGAUAC
Exaiptasia diaphana is the source of this 1955-nucleotide messenger RNA. RefSeq lists its product as uncharacterized. Gene Ontology annotation, biological process: regulation of transcription by RNA polymerase II. The transcript has 3 exons. NCBI's taxonomy places the organism in Eukaryota, Metazoa, Cnidaria, Anthozoa, Actiniaria, Aiptasiidae. The record is from RefSeq and is a predicted model, not a curated record. The annotation marks the transcript as partial. Gene Ontology annotation, molecular function: DNA-binding transcription factor activity, RNA polymerase II-specific; RNA polymerase II cis-regulatory region sequence-specific DNA binding. Gene Ontology annotation, cellular component: nucleus.